GUGUUUUAUUUUAGCGCUUGAUUGCUCAAGCAAAUUUACCUGGCCAGAUACUACGACUUUUUUAGUCAACCGGCAACAUCAGUCGGAAGUAUCUCAGUUUUUUAAUUGCAACUUUAAUCAUAUUUGAAUAUUCUCCAUGGAAAUAAUAAUUUUUUUUUAAUUUUAAUAUAAAAAAAAAACCAAAAUAUAUUUGACAAUGCUUUGCAAUAGAAAUAUCAUUAUUUUUUUAAUUUUUCUUGUGAUUAAUGUGAUUGAUUUUGCAUCGAGUAUCAUCAGCCCAACUUCAGCAGCAACAACAAAUUGUCCAAUUCUUGAUGGUGCUAGUCACUUGACACAAACGGAAUUACUUCAAGAAUUGACUAAUGAAUGUCGGUACGAUAAAUUGAUGAGGCCACCCGGUGAGAUCAAUGCAAGUGACCCGAUUCAUGUUGUCUGCAGGGCCAACAUAUACACAAUCAAAUCCAACAUGGCUAAAACACUGCAAUUUGAUGUACACAUGAUGCUCCAGUUUCGUUAUCGUGAUCCUAGAUUGAGGUAUGCAAAUAUUGCACCAGGUUUUACACAGAUUAUUGGAGGUCAAGCAGCAAAUGAUAUGAUCUGGACACCAACAGUUUUUGUUGCAAAUGAAAGAAGUUCAGCAAUUAUGGGAAAUUCAGUAAAAGAUUUACUUCUUUCUAUUGAUCCAACUGGUAUGGUCAUACUAAAUACAAGACUCGAGGCAACACUCAACUGUGGUAUGAGAUUAGAAAAAUUUCCUUUUGAUGUACAAGAAUGUCCACUUGUUUUUGAAAGCUGGACUCAUAAUGUACAUGAUAUGAAAUUAGACUGGGAUGAAUCACCAGUUGUUCUUGCAAAAGAGCUUCAUUUGACAGAAUAUCGACUUGUUGAAAAAUGGGUCAAUGAUACCGAGACAUCAUAUACAGCUGCGCAACAACACUAUGGUCAUUUUGCUGGUAAUUUUAGCUCGAUUAGUAUUACAUUUAAACUUGCAAGAGAAAUGGGAUUUUUUGUUAUGGAUUAUUAUAUACCCUCAAUACUUAUUGUCGUUAUAUCAUGGGUAUCAUUUUGGCUUCAUGCUGAUGCAAGUCCACCGAGAAUUGUUCUUGGUACAAAUACAAUUCUUGCAUUUAUGACAUUAGCAUCAAAAGUUGAAAAUUCAUUACCAAAAGUAUCAUAUAUUAAAGCAAGUGAAAUAUGGUUUUUAGGCUGUACAAUUUUUUUAUUUGCUGCAAUGGUUGAAUUUGCAUUUGUCAAUACAAUUUACAGAAGAAAAAAAAAUGUACCAUUAAAAAAAGUAAAUAGUAAGUAUAUUCUUAAAUCAACAUUAACACCAAGAUUAGCAAGAAAACAAUUUCAAAAAAAUACAACUGGUCUUGAAAGAUCACGUUCUUGGUCAUCAUUGGAUCAUGGAAAUCACAUUGAACAUGAUUACACAAGUCAAAAUUAUUUAACAGUUCACAGUUUUCCGAGUACAAUAAACAUACCAUCAGUUAGAAUUGAGGAUAACAAUGAAAAAGAAAAAGAUUGUUCUGGCUCUGUUGAAACACUUGAAAGUCCACCAAGAACACGUAAAUCAUUUGCUCGUCGCCCAACAUUAGCUAAACUAAGUAAUUUUACAACAAUGACACCACAACAAGUAGCACAAUGGAUUGAUAAACGCAGUAGAAUUGUAUUUCCACUUGCAUUUAUUAUAUUCAAUAUUGUCUACUGGUCAUUUAUUUAUAUAUAAAAAAAAAAUAUUAUUAAUUUAAAAUACACAAAUAGAAAGUGUAAGUAAAAUUGUCUGUAAAUUACAUUUUUUAUUUAAAAAAAUCAACAAUAAUAUAUUUUAUUUUAUUAUUAUUAUUUAUCGUGUCAUUUAAAUAGAACAAAUUUACAAUAAGCUUAGACCUUGACCCUACCAUGAUCAUUGACAUUGUCGUUGUAAAUCAUAACACCAAUUGGCUCUAGGAUCGUACAGAGACCUUCUAUUCAAGUUUAAACUAUACAAUAUCAUAUCAAUAGCUUUACAUGAUGGAUUGAGGACGUCAUAUUUACUAUUCAAAUUAUAAUUAUAUACUGUGU
This is a messenger RNA of Aphidius gifuensis, 2064 nucleotides long. Its product is annotated as pH-sensitive chloride channel 2-like. Lineage: Eukaryota; Metazoa; Arthropoda; Insecta; Hymenoptera; Braconidae. The record is from RefSeq and is a predicted model, not a curated record. Gene Ontology annotation, cellular component: membrane; neuron projection; synapse. Gene Ontology annotation, biological process: regulation of membrane potential; signal transduction; chloride transmembrane transport. The coding region runs from base 197 to 1729 and encodes 510 amino acids. The transcript is spliced from 8 exons. Gene Ontology annotation, molecular function: chloride channel activity; neurotransmitter receptor activity; extracellular ligand-gated monoatomic ion channel activity.